AUGGCUACCCAGGGUGUGCUUACAUACCCGAAGGGCAUCACGCACAGAACGAGGCCGUCAAUCGCACAGAAGCUGCACGCUGUACAGAUUGCCACAGCGUCAAGUGUACACCAUGCCGCGCAGUCCUUGGGAUACGGCGAGCGGACCGUGCGACGUUGGGUCAUGGAGCAGGAUAAACUACGCAACUUCAGUGGCUCCAAAGCGCGCAAGCGAAACACAGGAAACUGUGAAGCAGUGCCCAUCAUACCAGAUGGCCACGACCUCGUUAUCCACAUGAAAGAUCUCCGUCGUCAAGAUCUGGCUGUGACCUCUUCACACAUGCUUCAGUUCCUCCGCGCGGACCAUACCGACUGGAUUGAGAACUACAAGUCGACACGCAAGACUGGGUACAAGUCGUUGCUACGGCUACUCAAGCACUUCGCUGACCGCCAUGGCUUUUCCAAGCAGCGAAUCUGCAGGCAGAAGAAGACACAGGAAGACCUUGAAGCAACACGCCUCGAAUUCGGACGGUACUUCCACGACAAGUAUCAUGGGGUAGCAAUGGACACUCUUUACAACGCUGACGAAACGGGAAUUUAUGUCGCCAACUCCGAAAGUCACUCCUACCGUAUGACCGCGCUGCUCACGAUUCGUGGAGAUGGUGCCAAGCUGCCGAUCUUUUUGUCAUCCGUCGCGAGGAUCGAACUCGGGACGAAUUGCAAUGACUGGUACCCUUAA
Molecule: messenger RNA, 717 nt
Organism: Aphanomyces astaci
Lineage: Eukaryota; Oomycota; Saprolegniomycetes; Saprolegniales; Verrucalvaceae
Exons: 3
Coding region: 1-717 (238 amino acids)
Source: RefSeq, a predicted model, not a curated record